AGUUGCUAUGGUAAUCAACAAAUAUUUUUAUAUUGUGCUGGAAACUGAUUGUGAUAUUUAUUGUAAAUUAUAUUUAAUUUAAUAUAAAUUAUCUAUGAUAAAAUGUAUCAAAGAAAAACAACAUUAGUAAAAUCUCUAACUUCUUUGAGACCAAAAAAAACAAAAACAGAAAAGACUGGUAGAUUACGAGGAAGAUAUUUAUUUCGAGCUAUUAUAAGAUUUAUUAUAAAUAACAUUGACUGGAUUAAAGAACAGCCAUUUUUUGCACCAGAUGAAGAUAUUGUUGAAGAUUCACUGACAAAAAUUAAAAAUAUGAAUAAAAGAACAUCAGCUGAUGGACAAAUUAUCACAAGUAAAAAUCGUUCAUUUCUUUUGAGCAAACCACAUUUAAGAGACAAAUCAGAUAAAAUUAGCUUUUUAAGUUUUAUUAAAAGCAUGAAUGCCUUUGAUAAAUAUCCAGAUGAUAAUAAACAAUCAAUAGCAGCUGUUUGUUGCUAUCAGUUUUUGCAAAAAGAUAGAGUUAUUGUUCGUCAGGGUGAUCCAGCAAGAUUUUUAUAUUUUAUUUUAAAAGGUCAAGUUACAUUAUCCAAGUUUGAAAAGAACAACGUGACUGAUGAAGAGAAAGUUAUGACAAUGGGUAUGAUGGGACCUGGUGAUAGUUUUGGUGAAGUUGCACUUUUACAUUGUCUUCCACGAGCAAUGACUGUCACAACUAAAACACCAGUGGAGUUAUUAUUCAUAACAAAACAUGAUUUUGAUCAAUUACUCAGAGAAAAUUUAUUGAAAAAUUGGAAUGUUUUACAAGAGGCACUUGUUACAUUUAAUUAUUUCAAUGAAUGGGAUGAAGCAACAAUUCGUGAAUGUUGUAUUCUCAGUAAAAUUAAAAAUUUUACACCAAAUGAGGUUAUUCUUGGUGAUGGAAGGGGAUUAACAAAUCAUGUUUAUUUUUUACUCGAUGGAAAAUGUCAAGUGGUUGAGCACUUAUUGGUUUAUCAAGAAAAACAUCAUGGUUAUAUAAAAUAUAAAUUAUUUGAUCCAGAAGAAUACAAAGAGUCUAAAAAAUUAUCUCAUGAAAAUAUUCAUAUUGAUGACAAUAAUGAAAAAAACAAUCAACCAACUACAUCGGAAAAUAAAAAAAUAAAUAAUAAAGAUGAAGAUGAGGAAGAUGAUGAUGAAAAAGAAGAUCACAAUUAUAAAAAAGUUCUGAGGGAUUUUAAAGGUACACCAGAUCAAGUAAAUACUUUGACAUUGGUGUUACAAGAUAUUAUAAAUCAAUGGCACCUGUUUACUGGAAUUGCUGAGGCAUUAUUGUACAAGCCAAAAAGAAGAGUCCACUAUGAAUAUCCAGAUUAUGUUAAUCCAGUAUUUAUGCAAAUUUGUCAAUUAACAAAGGGUGCUUGUUUUGGCAUAGGUGAACCAAUGGAUAAUCGCCGUGUUAUAUCAUUAACACCAGUACGUUGUUUAUUAAUACCAAAAAAUUGGCUAUUUAAAUAUAAUCGUAGUAAUAUUUGGAAACGUAUAGAAUUAUUUCUCAAUUCGAAAUAUCCAACUCGAGAUGAACUUUUUAAAAAAUUCAAGAUGAAUAAAAGGUGGAUUAUAUAUAAAAAAAAAUUGAUAAAUGAUAUUUUAAAAAAUGGUAGAAAAAUUAAAAAUAAUACAACAAUUGAUGACGUACCUUAUUCCAUAAGAGUUAAAGAAGUUUAAUUUUUUCUUGUCGAAAUGCAAUGUUGUUUCUUUGGUAGAUAUGAUGGAAAUGAUGGAGGGAAAAAACGUGGAAUAAAUUUUCCUAUGGAGGGGAGAAAAAAGUAAAUAAAAAAUAAAAAAAAUAUGCGACAGUACAGCUGUGAAUUUUCUCGGCUGCUUAUUAUUUAUGUAAGGAUUUUUGAUAUAAAAUUUA
This is a messenger RNA of Aphidius gifuensis, 1897 nucleotides long. RefSeq lists its product as uncharacterized. Bases 103 to 1704 code for a protein of 533 amino acids. Lineage: Eukaryota; Metazoa; Arthropoda; Insecta; Hymenoptera; Braconidae. The transcript has 10 exons. The record is from RefSeq and is a predicted model, not a curated record.